This is a messenger RNA of Acipenser ruthenus (sterlet), 3140 nucleotides long. Its product is annotated as protein CASC3-like. Gene Ontology annotation, biological process: mRNA processing. NCBI's taxonomy places the organism in Eukaryota, Metazoa, Chordata, Actinopteri, Acipenseriformes, Acipenseridae. Gene Ontology annotation, molecular function: mRNA binding. The transcript has 14 exons. The record is from RefSeq and is a predicted model, not a curated record. Gene Ontology annotation, cellular component: exon-exon junction complex. The coding region runs from base 32 to 2431 and encodes 799 amino acids.
CGCGGCCGGUAAAUGCCAUUCGAUUUCCAAGAUGGCUGACAGGCGGCGGCGGCGUAAGCGCGCGUCCCAAGACAGCGAAGAUGAGGAUGAGUCCGGCUCCGGUACCGGUACCGCGGGGUCCGGUUCGGCCGCGACGAAGAACAGGGUCCGGGUCCCAGAACCCGUGGCACUGCCGCCGAUAAGCGUCAGGGUCAAGGCGGACAGGGAACACGAGUCGGAGUGUGAGAGCGAAGAUGGCAUAGAAGGGGAUGUUGUCUUGUCUGAUUAUGAAAGUGCAGAAGAAAAUGGCUCUCGCUCCGAGGCCGAGGAGGAAGAGGAGGGACAGGGGGGAGGAGGAGGAGGAGGAGAAGAAGAAGAGUUCAGCCAGGAGGAGACACCCGAGCAGCCAGUGGAGAGCGAGCCGGUCUCUGGAGAGCAGGGGGGCGCAGUGGAGGAGGAGACUGAGGCAGCCCUGAGCAAGGAGGAGAAAGCACAGGAGAAGGGGAAGACGCUGGCAGGGGAGAGGCAGAGUGGAGAUGGACAGGAGAGCACAGAGACACCGGAGAGCAAGCCUGGGGAUGAACCGGGGAGCAAGCUGGACGAUGACGAGGAUCGCAAGAACCCGGCCUACAUCCCCCGCAAGGGGCUGUUCUUCGAGCACGACGUGAGGGGGGCGGCGCAGGAGGAGGACAUGCGACCGAAGGGGCGCCACAAGAAGCUGUGGAAGGACGAGGGCCGCUGGGUUCACGACAAGUUCCGCGAGGACGAGCAGGCACCCAAAUCCCGCGAGGAGCUCGUCUCCGUGUACGGCUACGAUAUCCGCCACGCGAGCGGGCCCUCCGACCUCCAACCCCAGCGCUGCCGCAAACCCAGGUACAGCGGCAGCCCCCCUCCGGGGCGGGACAAGAGGUGGCACGACGCGGAGAAGCCGAACCGUGUUCCGUGGCACUCCAGCGGCACCACCAACCACCACCCCCCACCUCCCUCACCGCAGCAGCAGCACGGCACACCCCAGUCCUCGCGGCCUUACGGGGCAGCCCGCAACUCCACAGGGGGGUCCGGACGCGUCUCCCAGCAACCGCGCACCUUCCAGAACAGCAGGACUGCCCCCAGUAACCCCUCGCCCUCCUCCAGUGCUUACAGAGAAGGACGCACGAACUUCAAGCCUGCAGAACAGCACGGUUACAGCGAACGAGAGCGCGACCGAAACUACAGCAACAACCACCGCACCCGCUCCAAAUACGAGCCCCAGUCUUCUCCUAACGUGGUGGUGGAGGAGUAUCAGGAUGAAGGGGGCGAGGGGGAGUGGGAGGGAAGAGAGACGAAGGAGUCUUAUUGUUCCAGACAGUCCCAGGAGAGGGAUUUCACAGCCCCGUCCCGGAGGAAGGAGGAGGAGGAGGAGGAGGAGGAGGGCAGCGGCGUUCACCCAGACACGGCUUUCCCAGCCAGGGAUCGGGGUGGCGCCUCCUCCCCUCUCCCUCCGUCUCCUGCCGCGGCUCCUGAAAGGACUGUGGAAAAGAAGUCGUAUUCCCGAGCCAGGAGGACCCGGAAUAAGGCUUCGGAGAUUGGGAAGCAGGCUUCGGUGGAGGAGCCCCUGCAUCCCCUGCAGCUCGGGGGGACCCUGCCGGACUCUGCUGCUCAGGUGCCCCCCCCUCAGAAGGCCCAGCUGACCCCCCCAGCCCACCCGGUGGUGAAGGCGGAGUCCUGGGAGCCCCCCCUCGAAGGGGUUGGAGGGGCGGGGGGCUCAGGGGGACUGGAGCACGAGAUGGCCUGUAUGAACCUGAGCGCACAGCAGAGCUGGGCCCCAAGCCAGCCUCCCUACAUCCCCGGAGAGAUGAGGGGCAUUCCCAAUCAGAUGCACAUGGGAGCCGCCUCUCAUCAGUACAGCAGGAUCGAUGAGAUGGGUGUGGGAGUGGGCCGAGCGAAGCGUUACUCCUCCCAGCGGCAGCGCCCAGUCCCCGAACCCGCAGCCAUGCACAUCGGCAUCAUGGAGGGACACUACUACGACCCGCUACCUUUCCAAGGACCAAUCUACACUCACAGCGAGAGCCCCGCCUCCCUCCCCCCGCAGGGCAUGAUGGUCCAGCCCGAAAUGCACCUGGCGCACCCAGGUCUGCACCCCCACCAGCCCCCCGCCCCGCUUCCGAACCCUGGUCUGUACGCCGGCCCCCCCGUCUCUAUGUCUCCAGGGCAGCCCCCCCCAGGACCGCUCCUCGCACCCGCGUACUACUCCCCCCCGGGGGUGAUGGCCUUCAGCAACACAAACUUCUCCUACCCUGCUGGAGCCACACUGCCCCCCAUGUACCCCAACCCUCAGGUGUACGGCGGGGUCACGUACUACAGCACGGUUCAGCAGCAGGCUCAGUCCAAGCCCUCCCCGCCUCGCAGGACCUCCCAGCCAGUCUCCAUCAAGCCCCCUCCCCCUGAGGUCCCGCACCUGCUCCCGGAGUAGAGCUGCCUGCCUGCUGACCUUCUCAGGGGGAUGAAAAAUGAAACGGUGAAUUAGAAGAGCAGCACCUGGACUGGGCCGGGUGCUGUCAGUACGGACCGGACCGGACCGGACCAGGAACAAUCUUUGAACACUUUAUUUUUAAUGUUUUAUUUUAAACUUGUAUUUUUUAAUUUUAAUGUCUCUCAGAAAGCCCUCCAAACCCCCCCCAAUCCCCCCCCCCCUCCUAAUCCUCCCCCCCCUCCUAAUCCCCCCCCCCCUCCUAAUCCUCCCCCCCCUCCUAAUCCUCCUCAUCCAUUCUGCUUUCCCAGAAUUGAUCACCCACUCUCAAUGCAGCCUGAUGCAAGCUGGCUAGACCAUCUAGCCCAGAUAUCAAAGCCUAGAAUACUUGCUAAAGAUUGCUGCACGGUUUUACUCCCCUGUAGUUUAGUGCCCCCCUGUGGUAAACUGAGGUAUUGCAACACACAGCACAACACCCAACACACCCUUUUUAUAUUUAAAAAAAGUGUUGUCAAAAUAAUGUGCUAAAUACCAAUAUAAAGUGACACCAAAACCUACCCAGACUAAUUUAUAUUAUUUUUUUGAAUGAAUGUUCAGUAGCCUUUUUGUUCUGUGUAUUUAAUAGCAAUGUAAAGCUAAAACUGUAAUUUCUUUUUGAAAAGAAAGAGACCAAUUUAUUGAAGACCUAAAUAAAUAAACAAUUUAAACAGUU